GAAUUGAGGUUCACGAAUUGAUUCGAAAAAGUUUCGUCGAAAAUCUUCACAAUUUAAUGAUUGAUAAAUAAAUUUAUUUUAUCCGCUCCAUAGUAUUUUCAUAGAUUUUUUUAAAGUAGCGAGUUAAAAUUCAUAAAAAUUUAUUACGAUAAAACCCUAACUCCCAUCCCAUUUUAUUCAAACUAUCUCACUUCACACUUCGAGCUAGAAAACAGUACGAGCGGGGCUGCCAUGAAUUCCAACGGCGUCGGCGAGACGGCGGCGGAUAUCCGCCGGGAAAUCGCCGCUCUACAGAAAGAAAAGGCGGCUAUCGACGACCGUAUAUCAGCUCUGCAAGCGCAGCUCAGCACCUGCGCCUCAGAAGAUGGAACCAACGGCGUCAACUGCUGCGCCCGACCGGAGCCGCCUACUGGCGCCAAAUUAUCGGCGGAUAUGAUAUAUAGGUACAGCCGCCAGCUGAUCCUUCCUUCGUUCGGCGUUGAAGCGCAGGCGAAUUUGCUGAAGUCUUCUGUUUUAGUUAUCGGCGCCGGCGGCUUGGGCUCUCCCGCGCUGCUGUACCUCGCGGCAUGCGGCGUCGGCAGGUUGGGAAUUGUUGAUCAUGAUGUUGUGGAGCUCAACAAUCUGCACAGACAGAUAAUUCACACCGAAGCAUAUAUAGGUAGAUCAAAAGUAGAGUCUGCUGCUGCAGCAUGUCGCUCAAUUAACUCUACUGUCCAAAUAGUAGAGCACAAGGAAGCAUUCCGGACAUCGAAUGCCUUGGAGAUUAUGCGAGAUUAUGACAUUGUUGUUGAUGCGACGGAUAAUGUACCCAGCCGUUACAUGAUCAGCGAUUGCUGUGUGGUGUUGGGGAAGCCUCUAAUUUCAGGAGCUGCACUUGGACUGGAGGGACAGCUAACUGUGUACAAUUUCAAUGGAGGUCCAUGCUAUCGUUGCUUAUUUCCUACUCCGCCACCUGCAACAGCAUGUCAGAGAUGUUCAGACAGUGGAGUUCUUGGAGUAGUUCCAGGAGUUAUUGGGUGUCUCCAGGCCCUUGAGACUAUAAAAGUUGUCGGUGCAGUUGGGGAUCCCUUAUCAGGAAGGAUGCUUCUAUUUGAUGCGCUAUCUGCUCGAAUUCGUAUUGUCAAAAUUAGAGGAAGGUCAUCCCAGUGUGAAGCUUGUGGAGAACAUUCAACAUUGACAGAAGAGCAAUUUCGUAAUUUUGACUACGAAAGUUUUACUCAAUCUCCUCUAUCCACGUCUCCGUUGAAGUUGCACCUGCUUCCAGCAGAAGCCAGAAUAACCAGCAACGAGUACAACGAGAGAAAUUUGAAAGGCGAGCCCCACAUAUUGGUAGAUGUGAGGCCUGCUCAUCACUACAAGAUCACUUCUCUCCCAAAUUCCUUGAACAUUCCUUUGGCAAGCUUGGAAGGAAGGUUGUCCGAAAUAGCUACAGCCUAUGCAAGAGAGGAAAGCAGCCCGGCCGCCACUGGUGAAGCCAGUCAAGUUCCUUCUUUGUUUGUUAUUUGCAGAAGAGGCAAUGAUUCUCAGAGGGCUGUUGAGCUCCUCCGCAAGGAGGGGUUUCCUUUUGCUAAGGACAUCAUCGGAGGGCUUGAAUCAUGGUCACAAGACGUCGAUCCUAAGUUCCCGAUCUACUAAAGAAAAUGUAAGGUGCAUUCACUUUCUUCUCUGGGAACUGAUUGAAAUUCAGAAGGAUGAAUUAUAUUUGAGCAUGCAUUCUAGAGCGUUUAACAGAUUAUAUAAUCGAUAAUUUCGUCCUCGAAAAAUCCUUCACUGCUGUAACUUAAUUGAAUUAUAGAGUGAGCUGUGUUUUAGAUAUAUAUGAUUGAAAGAUGAUUUCAGAUUUAGAGUACCUGGACGUUCACGUUCUGUCCUGAACUUUAAUUGGAAAAAUGAAUUGUCUUCUUAUUA
This is a messenger RNA of Salvia miltiorrhiza (redroot sage), 1908 nucleotides long. RefSeq names its product adenylyltransferase and sulfurtransferase MOCS3. NCBI's taxonomy places the organism in Eukaryota, Viridiplantae, Streptophyta, Magnoliopsida, Lamiales, Lamiaceae. The coding region runs from base 232 to 1635 and encodes 467 amino acids. The record is from RefSeq and is a predicted model, not a curated record. Gene Ontology annotation, cellular component: cytoplasm; cytosol. Gene Ontology annotation, molecular function: thiosulfate-cyanide sulfurtransferase activity; adenylyltransferase activity; URM1 activating enzyme activity. The transcript has 10 exons. Gene Ontology annotation, biological process: tRNA wobble position uridine thiolation.